AGUACCAAACGUAUGUGGACAUUGUCAUCUACUGUGGACAGAAAGUGGAGAUGAUUCCCUGAAAAAUUAGUGUUACCCCACAGAGCAAACAUGGCUUUUGCCCAGUCGCACAUUAUGACGGCUCGAAGGCAUCAACACAGUAGACUCAUAAUUGAAGUGGAUGAGUACAGCACAAACCCAACACAGGCGUUCACGUUCUACAACAUUAAUCAGGGACGUUUCCAGCCUCCACAUGUGCAAAUGGUGGAUCCUGUACCACAUGAUGCUCCCAAGCCUCCAGGAUACACACGAUUUGUCUGUAUAUCUGAUACUCAUUCUAGAACAGAUCCAAUCCAAAUGCCAUAUGGAGAUGUCUUAAUACAUGCUGGUGAUUUCACUGAACUGGGACUUCCUAGUGAAGUUAAAAAAUUCAAUGAGUGGUUAGGCAGCCUACCAUAUGACUACAAGAUUGUGAUAGCAGGCAAUCAUGAAUUGACCUUUGACCAAGAAUUCAUGGCAGACUUAAUCAAGCAGGACUUUUACUAUUUCCCCUCUGUAUCCAAGCUGAAGCCAGAGAACUAUGAAAACGUACAGUCCCUCUUAACAAAUUGCAUAUACCUGCAAGAUUCAGAAGUGACAGUCAGAGGCUUCAGGAUAUAUGGCUCCCCUUGGCAACCUUGGUUUUAUGGCUGGGGCUUCAAUCUUCCACGAGGCCAAGCACUCUUAGAGAAAUGGAAUCUCAUUCCAGAAGGAAUCGAUAUUCUUAUAACACAUGGACCACCUCUUGGGUCUCCUGGCAUUGUGAGAAGAGACUUUAGAACUGAUCGCUCUCUGGGGGGAGGCAAGAAAGUGCAGAAUGAACUCCAGCAGUCCCACAGGAACAUUGACAUUUAUCAAGAAAUUGCCAAGAGUAUGGCUUCUAAAGGUUACCAGCGGACUGCCUUGGAAUGCCGGACCAAAACUAAGGGACUUCGCCUGACAUACAAGAAGGUGGUGGCCCACAACUCAAAAUUGGGCAACUCAUUAAAGACUUCACCCUACUAUGAGGAGCUUAACCAGAUCCUGCAGGGGAGGGCCAGUGUGAUGGGGAGGACAUUGCCACACAGCUUUGAGGACAAGACUGUACCCAGGACCAAUGAGAGGAGCAUCCCUCCCUCCCAAGAAGCGACCCUGGAUCUGUUUCCCCUCAAAGAAGAGUCAGUAGAUGACAGUCAAGAGCCACCAUCCGGAUCAGUCAGCUCAUUUGAAGUAGAUGGUGAAAUCUCCAUGAAUCAGGUGGAAGAAGGGGGUGAAGAGGAUAUGGACGAAAUGAUGGUGGAGUUCCCACCACAAGAAGGUGCGUAUGGUGAGACCAGCACUCAGGAGGUGACCCUCACUAUGUGGUUCAGUGGUGGGAUCUGCAGUGCACUGGAGCAGUAG
Gekko japonicus is the source of this 1398-nucleotide messenger RNA. It is a transcript of the gene MPPED1, whose product is annotated as metallophosphoesterase domain containing 1. Gene Ontology annotation, molecular function: hydrolase activity. Bases 91 to 1398 code for a protein of 435 amino acids. The record is from RefSeq and is a predicted model, not a curated record. NCBI's taxonomy places the organism in Eukaryota, Metazoa, Chordata, Lepidosauria, Squamata, Gekkonidae. The transcript is spliced from 6 exons.